Molecule: messenger RNA, 5942 nt
Organism: Brassica rapa (field mustard)
Lineage: Eukaryota; Viridiplantae; Streptophyta; Magnoliopsida; Brassicales; Brassicaceae
Biological process (GO): transcription initiation-coupled chromatin remodeling; nucleosome assembly; nucleosome disassembly
Cellular component (GO): nucleus
Molecular function (GO): ATP binding; chromatin binding; ATP hydrolysis activity
Source: RefSeq, a predicted model, not a curated record
CACUACUGUAAAAGUGUGAAAAUUGGGAAUUAGGGUUUCGGAUUUCUGGGUUAAUUUAAUUCGGAUUUGAGCUGAUCAUGGAGCUAAGCUUCGUCGCUCCGUUACGUUUUCUCAACCACCUCCGUCGAAGUCUCCGCGGCGAUACUCUCUCACAAUCCUAAUUUUCGAAGACGUAACAUUGCAUCAGUAUUUGUAUGGUUGCUGUUGAUUCGCGAUGAGAUCCUCGGGCUCUCCUUCUGGGAGGAAGAGUAAGAAGCUCGCCGCGAUUUGCGAGGAGGAGUACAACAAAAACCACGGAGAGCCGAAGGACAGAGACGACGCCCCUCCUGCUGAUUCCGAGCUUCGGCGGAGCUCUAGGGUUAGACGGAUACCGUCAAUCCUCGACGCUUCUCCUCCUCCCGCAAAGAAACGGCGCCGUUUGAAUAGGAGUUCUAGGGGGAGUAGUAGCAGUAGAGUGGUGGUGGAGGAGGAGGAGAAUGAUGAUUCGGAUAAUUGGAAAUCUAGGUUGAGGUCGAGGAGGAGGAAGGCUGGUUCUCAGGCGAGGAGUGUUGUUAAGAGGAAGAGAAAGCUUGUUUUCGGAAACGGUGAUGGUAAUGAGGUGAGAGAUAAAGCUACUAAUGGUGGGAAGCUGAUGAAGGGUAAGAAGCGAGUGGGCGUUAAAGAGUCUGAGAGUUCGGAGGAUGAGUCGGAUAACAGUAAUGCUGAAGAGGAGAGUGCUAGCGAGUCUGAGGAAUCGGAUCAGGCUGAAAGUGAAGCUGGAGAGGAGGAUGAGAAGGUGAAGAAGGCUACCAAAAGAUCAGUUGUUUUAGAGAGUGAGGAUGAAGCUGAAGUUGAUGGAGGGGAGGCUGAGAGUGAGGAGGAAGCAGAGAGUACUGAGAAUGAGACUGAGGAUAGUGAAAGUGAAGCACAAGGUAGUGCAGAGAAGGAAGGAAGUGAGGUUGAAGGUAAUCUGGAUGGAACGGCAGCUGAUACUGAUGUUCGAAUGGAAGAAGUGGAGAAUGAGAGUGGGGAUCAAGUGGAAGGAUUGGAGAAUGAGAUUGAGAUGGAAGUUGAAGGAACUGAGAGUAAGGAGCUGGGUGCAAUGGUCUCUGCAAGUGGAAACGGCACUGGUAUGCCAGGGGAUGAUAGUGAGGUUGCUGAUAAUGGUAAGACCAAGCAAGGAGAUACUUUAGAUCCUGAACUACUACAGAAAGAUGCCAUCGAGGUUAAUGAGAGUUUGAAGCAGACCGAUGACAUUGGAGAGCAAGAUGCUUCCAGAACAACAUCUACUGAUAAGGCCAACGAUAAAGUGGGUGAAAGUGUGGAAAUGCUUGACGGGUUGCCUAUUCAAAAUGAAACUUGCAACAAAGUAGUUGACUCAGUUUGCACUUCAUCAGAUAGACUUGGUAAACCUCCCUUCAAGCAAGCCAGACGCUGUGGUUUAUGCGGAGUUGGCACUGAUGGCAAACUCCCGAAGAAGUUGAUACAAGAUAAUGGUGAAAGUGACGUAGAGGCACAUAGCGGUUCUUCUUCUUCAGGGGAGCCAAACUAUGACAUAUUAGAUGGUUUCGGAGAUGAACCUGGGUGGCUUGGCCGUCUAUUGGGCCCUAUAAACGAUCGUUAUGGAAUUUCUGGAACGUGGGUUCAUCAGCACUGUGCCGUAUGGAGUCCCGAGGUUUACUUUGCUGGUGUGGGACGCUUAAAGAAUAUAAGGGCGGCACUUUGCAGAGGGAGGUCAUUAAAAUGCACUCGCUGUGAAAGACCUGGGGCAACCAUCGGUUGUCGUGUUGAUAGAUGUCCAAGAACCUAUCAUUUGCCUUGUGCGCGAGCUAAUGGUUGCAUCUUUGAUCACCGUAAGUUUCUCAUUGCUUGCACGGACCACAGACAUCAUUUCCAACCCCAUGGUCGUCAGUGUCAAGUCAGGGUGAAGAAGAUGAAAACCAAGAAGAUGCGUUUGGAGAUGAGGAAACACUCAAAUGAUGCCUGGCGUAAGGAUGUGGAAGCGGAAGAAAAGUGGUUUGAGAAAUGUGGAGACGAUGAAGAAUUUUUAAAACGUGAAAGCAAGAGACUUCAACGAGAUCUAUUAAGAGUGGCGCCUGAGUAUAUUGGAGGCUCUGAAUCUGAGAACGGAAAAGCAUUUGAGGGAUGGGAUUCUGUUGCUGGGCUUGAGGGUGUAACCCAAUGUAUGAAAGAGGUUGUUCUUUUACCUUUACUGUAUCCAGAGUUCUUUGAUAACCUUGGACUUACACCACCAAGAGGUAUCCUCUUGCAUGGACAUCCUGGAACUGGAAAAACCCUUGUGGUUCGAGCACUGAUUGGUUCCCUCGCUCGUGGUAAUAGACGGAUUGCCUACUUUGCCCGCAAAGGGGCAGACUGUCUGGGAAAAUACGUUGGUGAUGCUGAGCGCCAGUUAAGGCUCUUAUUUCAGGUCGCUGAAAAAUGCCAACCAUCCAUCAUAUUUUUUGAUGAAAUUGAUGGUCUUGCUCCCAAGCGGUCAAGGCAGCAAGAUCAAACACACAGCUCCGUUGUAUCCACAUUGCUCGCUUUACUAGACGGCCUAAAGUCGCGUGGCUCAGUGGUAGUCAUAGGUGCAACAAACUACCCUGAUGCUAUUGACCCAGCAUUAAGGAGGCCUGGGAGAUUUGAUAGGGAGAUCUAUUUUCCACUACCAUCGCUCGAUGAUAGAGCUGCAAUCAUCUCACUCCAUACUAGAAAGUGGCCUAAGCCGGUGUCUGGAUACUUGCUCAAGUGGGUUGCUAAAGAAACUGCCGGUUUUGCUGGUGCGGAUAUACAAGCUCUCUGCACGCAAGCUGCCAUGAUUGCCUUGAAUAGGAGCUUUCCUUUGCAAGAAUCUUUGGCCGCUGCAGAGUUGGGAAUCUCUAGGAGUAAUCGUGUUGCUCUACCAUCCUUCUCAGUUGAAGAAAGAGAUUGGUUGGAAGCUUUAUCCCGCUCCCCACCCCCAUGCUCUCGUAGAGGAGCGGGAAAAGCAGCUAGCGAUAUAUUUUCUUCUCAACUUCCUGUUUACUUGGUGCCCUCUUUGUUACCGUCAUUGUGUUCUUUACUUGUUGCUUUUCAUCUUGAAGAGCGCAUCGUCCUCCCACCUCUACUUGCCAAAGCUGCGGUUGAUUUCCAAAAUGUGAUCUGUUCUGCUUUGGGCGACAAGAAGAUAACUGAUGCUUGCUGGUGGUCUCAUGUUGAUAGCCUUCUCCAGGACGUAGAUGUUGUAAAAGAUAUAGUUCAGAGACUUUCUUAUGCUGGGAUCCUGGAUGGAGGGUGUGACUUAGUUAGAUCUGUUUCAAGCACCCCUGGUGCUGGAGACUGUAAUUCGGGUUCUGCACAGUUCAUGGUACACCGAGUCCGCCGACAUCCUGGGUUGGGGAAUGCUUCUUCAGAAUCAAUGAACAACUCUGGGUUCCAACUGCUUAUUGCUGGAGAACCUAGAUCUGGUCAACGUCAUCUUGCUUCUUGUAUCUUGCAUUGUUUUAUUGGAAAUGCGGAGAUGCAGAAGAUAGACACGGCGACAAUUUCACAAGAAGGAAAUGGGGAUCUGGUGCUAGGCGUAACUCACUUAUUAAUGAAAUGUUCUAGCAGGAAAUCAUGUGUGGUAUUCAUGCCAAGGAUUGACUUGUGGGCUGUAGAGACAGAAACUCAACUGGAUGAGGAGGUCGAGUGUGAUGAUGAUUCUGUAAAAGAAAAUUCUUCUCCCGUUAGUCCAGAAACAGUGGAGAAAAUGGAGUUGCAGUAUUCUUCUCGAGUUUCACAUGCUUGGAACACAUUUUUUGAGCAAGUAGAAUCAUUGCGAGUUUCCACAAAGAUAAUAAUUCUGGCUACUUCUAGCAUGCCCUACGAACUCCUGCCUCCUAAGAUACAACAGUUCUUUAAGACCGACCUAUCAAAGGAAUAUCAGCCAAGUAUGUCUGAGGCUGUACCUCAAUUCACUGUACAAGUUGGUGAAAAUUCUGACCAGGACAUGGCCAUUGACCUGUCUGCUACUGAGUUGUCAAGGCGGGCAAUCCAAGUGUUUCUUCACUUAGUGCAUCAGGGAACCCAUACACACUAUGACUUACAGAAGGCAUACAAAAGAGAGGAUCCUGAGCAGGGUUGCAGAGAUCCAUCUUAUGAGAAUAAUCCUGAUCAUGGUGCAGAGGAAGAAGUAGGUAUCAAAUCAAAACCUCCUGAGGAUUGUUCUUUAAAAGUGCCACCGAUACCUAUCAGCAUAAAUGCGAAACCUAAAUCAACCUUGGAGUUAGCUGUUUCUACAUUUGGUUAUCAAAUUCUACGGUUUCCUCAGUUUGCUGAGCUUUGUUGGGUGACAUCAAAGCUUAAGGUAGGGCCAAGCGCAGAUGUUUCGGGUCCUUGGAGAGGAUGGCCGUUUAAUUCGUGUAUCAUUCGUCCUUGUAAUCCAUCAGAGCAGACUAUUACUGCUUCCGGUUCCAACAAUGUUAGAGGCAAAGAUGUAUCUGGCACUGCCAGGGGCCUCGUUGCUGUUGGAUUAUCAGCGUAUAGAGGAACCUAUACGUCACUGAGGGAAGUCUCUUUUGAAGUAAGGAAAGUUCUCGAGCUCUUAGUUGGGCGGAUCAAUCUGAAAAUCGAUGCUGGAAAGGACAGAUGUCAAUAUAUCAGAAUUUUGUCCCAAGUUGCUUAUCUGGAAGAUCUGGUUAACAGUUGGGUAUAUGCAAUGCGAAGUUUUGAAUCGAAUGCUCAAACAGAGUCGAUGAAUCCAUUGUCGUGUUCUGUAGCUGAUGCGACAGUGAGGGAUGAGCCAACUGAGCAAGGAACAUCUGAUCGAUCAAAAGGAGACCUGAAAGAAGAUACACAAAACAUGAAUUGUCCAGACCCUAUAGCAUCUACGGAUCUUACCGACAAUCAUCAGCCAGUUGUGGAGAUUACAGACGGCUUAGUUUUGAUCAAAGAGAAUGGUGAUGAUACUUCGAAUUCUGCAGUGUUGAUUGAGGAUUCAGGAGUAGUUUCCUUGCAUCAGGCUGUUCUCCUUGAUCUUAACUCUCCUGCAGCCGACCAUGAACAGAAUGAAACCCAAACAACAGCAACAGUCACUUGUUUGCAAGAAAAAGAUAAUUCCGAAAACAAUCAUGUUGGAUCUGGGGAUCCCAAUUCUAUCUCACAGGAAGAUCUCAAGAAAUCAGCUGACUCAAGUAAUGGUGAAGCAGUUCAUGGCUUAGAAUCUGCUAACAGCAUGCCUGAGCCAGUCAAACAAGUUGAAACACCUGCAACAACCACUCCUCUGGAUGACCCUAGUUUAGUUUGUUUUUACCGUUGCUGCCCUCAGUGUGUCUCCAUCCUCCAAGAUUCAAUGCGUAAAUUAGUUACUCGCGAAUUGAGACUUGGUAGCAGCCACAUCACAACAGAGGGUAUACAUGAUGCGGUUUCUUUAUUAUCAGUGGAGCUGAUCGCUGCUGUUAGAAAGUUCAUAUCUGCCAGAGCUACGCAGGAAGUAGAGGUUGAAGAACGUGAUGGAAGCUCAGAAAAGGAAGCGUGUCCUUGCAAAAGCUCACCUAGUAAUUUUCUUGCCUCGGCUGAGUGUUGCAGCCAUUCUGCUGAAGAGCAAGGGAGCUUAGAUAAAGCAAACGCAUCUCCAAGCGCUAAGAGUUGGCUUGAACCAGUAUUCGUUUUCAGGGAUGGAAUAUUGGUUCCUCUAAGUAGCAGCGAAGAUGACUCCGCUUUGCAUUGUAGAUAUGAUAGUUUCUGCCUUGGUUCCCUCAUAGAGUUGGUUGCAACUGAGAUGAAGCCUUUUUGAUUGGUUGAAUUUUUUUUAUUUUUUGUCUUUACUCAAAUCAACUGGUUUUGCCGGUGAUUUGCUGUUACAUUAGACUUAUGAAAAAAAAUCAGCAGUGUCAUGGCUCAAGUUUUUAGUACUCGGUUUAGGCUGCUAAUUGAUUUUUCUCUUGAGAUUUACUGUGAUUGUGAUUAGCCCAACUUCUUUUAAGUAUUCUUAUUUUUCUCAA